Cyprinodon variegatus (sheepshead minnow) is the source of this 1012-nucleotide messenger RNA. RefSeq names its product TNF alpha induced protein 8 like 1 (gene tnfaip8l1). NCBI's taxonomy places the organism in Eukaryota, Metazoa, Chordata, Actinopteri, Cyprinodontiformes, Cyprinodontidae. The transcript is spliced from 3 exons. The record is from RefSeq and is a predicted model, not a curated record. Bases 253 to 813 code for a protein of 186 amino acids. Gene Ontology annotation, biological process: regulation of apoptotic process. Gene Ontology annotation, cellular component: cytoplasm.
GGAGGGUCCGAUUACCAGACCAGCAGCAAACUUGUAACUGAUCUCGCAGCCUGCAAGGGAAGAAAACACUGUUUUUAAUAAUUUAAAAAUCAGCGCCUGGUAGUUUUAAGGUUACAGAACAGUGAGGUGGACGUUUCCCAGCGGAUAACCGACCAACAAUAAAACCAUGUUGUGAAGAACAAGCAUGAAGACCUGAACAGCUCCUCUGAAAUAAAGCUGGUCCCCUCCUGAGUCUGACAGAAAGACUUGACCAUGGACACCUUCAGCACCAAGAGCCUGGCCCUACAGGCACAGAAGAAGCUAAUGAGCAAGAUGGCAACAAAGAGUGUGGCUAACCUUUUCAUAGAUGACACCAGCAGCGAAGUGCUGGACGAGCUGUACCGUGUCACUAAGGAGUACACUCGCAACCGCAAAGAGUCCCAGAAGAUCAUCAAAAACCUGAUCAAGAUGGUGGUGAAGCUGGGAGUGCUUUACAGAAACAACCAGUUCAACAGCGAGGAGCUGAUCCUGGUGGAAAACUUCAGGAAGAAAGUGCACACUCUGGCCAUGACCGCCGUCAGCUUUCACCAAAUCGAGUUCACCUUCGACCGGAGAGUCAUGAGUAGCAUUUUGAACGACUGCCGUGAGCUCCUGCACCAGGCCAUCCGACGCCACCUGACCGCCAAGAGCCACUCGCGGGUCAACCACGUCUUCAAUCACUUUGCCGACUGCGACUUCCUUGCAGCUCUGUAUGGGCCUUCGGAAGUUUACAGGGCCUACCUGCAAAGGAUCUGCAAUGGCCUCAACAAGAUGCUAGAUGAAGGGAGCCUCUGACCUCUGGUCACCUACCUCUGCUCUUUCUUGGAGUUUAUUGUUGACUUUUUUUUUUUUUUUUCACAUUGUAAAGGUGACAAUCAGACAUUUGUACUGACAUGUGUUGGUUUGUAGAUGUUACUGUACUGAUAUUCCCUUGCUUUGUUUGUCCAAAGACUAUUUCUUUGCCUAACAGCUUUAAAUUCCAGCUGCUUUUUGU